Messenger RNA from Penicillium nucicola, 1665 nucleotides. RefSeq lists its product as uncharacterized. Gene Ontology annotation, molecular function: transmembrane transporter activity. Lineage: Eukaryota; Fungi; Ascomycota; Eurotiomycetes; Eurotiales; Aspergillaceae. Gene Ontology annotation, biological process: transmembrane transport. The transcript is spliced from 3 exons. The record is from RefSeq and is a predicted model, not a curated record. The coding region runs from base 1 to 1665 and encodes 554 amino acids.
AUGGGACGGCAUUCGAUAGCGUCCGAGAUCUUCGACAAUGAGUCUAAGAUCGACUUUGGCGUGCGCGAUAGUGUCUUGACUGUCGACGAUGUGACGCCUUAUCCACCGCUUGGAAGUUCGAUCCAGCUGUUCGAAAGCGAGCCUCUGCCUGAAGACCAAGCAUGGCGUUUUGGCGUGCGGGAAUGGCUGGUCUUCAUCUGCAUUGUCAUUUUGUCUAUGAUGGAUUCCUUCAAUGUGACUAGCUUGAUUCCGGCAUUACCAGAACUAGCAAAUACAUUCGAAAAACCGCUCGCAAGCACACUAUGGGUCAACACAGUCUACCUGAUCUUCAGCGCAGCAAGCCAACUAUACUUCACCAUGACAAGCGAAGUCUUCAGUCACGGCCCGGUGUGGAUAAUCGCAGUUGUAUUCGCGACAAUCGGCACAGGAAUCUGCUGCGGGUCAAUGAGUCUCGUCGAGCUCAUAAUCGGCCGCAUGAUCCAAGGAAUCGGCGGCGGCGGCGCAAUGAGUCUCUGUUUCGUGAUCAUGGCCGAGUCAACGCCUCCGUCUAUUCAUUCCCGGUAUUCGUGCUACAUCCUGCUCACACGCAUGUGCGGCGCUAUCAUCGCCCCGCUUGUCUCGGGUAUCUUUGUUGAUAAUACCAGCUGGACUUGGGCUUUCUAUUUUAAUUUCAUCUUUUGCGCGUUGGGCCUGUUGGCGAUUCCGUUUGCGGUGGACUUGCGCGUGUCGAAGAGUAUUCCGCUGCGCAAGCUGCGGAUUUUGGAUUGGUCGGGUGCUACUAUGGCGUUUUUGGGCUCGGGCGCUGUUCUUGUUGGGUUGAAUUGGGGUGGAAGUCUGUAUCGUUGGGAGGAGUGGCAGACUAUUGUGCCGAUUGCUGUUGGUGUUGCUGUUUUUCUUGCGCUUGUUUUCUAUGAGGCUAAGUGGGCUCUGAAUCCGAUAUUUGGCAGCAGGGGUUUCCGCUCCAGGAUGAUGAUUAUGACUUAUCUCGGUUGCUUUUUGCAUGGUUUCAUGGUCUUUGCUCACUUGCAAUUUUUCCCCUUGUACUUCAUGUCUACUCAUUAUAUGUCUACCACUCUGUCAGCAGUGACCUUGCUCGCCCUGGUUGGGAUGGCAGUUGCGCCUGCCGCGGUUGUCGGUGUAAUUCUUGCCAGGGAGUCGAGGUGCACGCAGUGGGUGAUAUCCGGUGGUUGGAUCUUGACUAUACUUUCAGGCGGUUGUUCCAUUUUGUUGGAUAACACGACACCGGCGGUGGGAUGGGUAUUCUUAUUGCUCACAGCAGGCUUGGGUCACGGUCUUCUGCUCGCGAGUUAUAACGUCCGAGUCCAGAAUGUGCCCAGGGAUGAAGACCCCUCUCUAUCGUCUCUUCCAAGCACUAUCUCGAAUUAUAUGAGGGCUAUGGGUAUGGCGUUUGCUGUCCCUGUCUGUGGUAUGGUGUUGUUGAACAUGUUCAGUCACGAGUUGACAGGGAUUGGAUUGGACCGGAAUCUGGUCAAUUCAGCGAAUGGAUACUUGAUCUUGAUGAACCAGGUCAGCAUGUCAAGCGAACAUAGAGAAGCUGUCACACUUGCCUCGGUCGCGGCUUUCCGAGUGUUGUGGGAGGUUCUCACUGGCGUUGCUUUCGUUGGGGGACUCACGUCUAUUUUCCUGUGGCGUAGGCGUGCAUAA